Molecule: messenger RNA, 953 nt
Organism: Carassius auratus (goldfish)
Lineage: Eukaryota; Metazoa; Chordata; Actinopteri; Cypriniformes; Cyprinidae
Product: retinol-binding protein 4-B-like
Exons: 6
Coding region: 151-762 (203 amino acids)
Biological process (GO): retinol transport
Molecular function (GO): retinol transmembrane transporter activity; retinol binding
Source: RefSeq, a predicted model, not a curated record
AGAUGGUGGAGACUGAAUUUUGGGUCUUUGAGAGGGAUUAUGAAAUAACCUCAGAAAAGCGUCCCUGUAUAAAAGCACCUCACAGGAAUCCAGCUGCAGCACUACAGAUACACUUCAGAUACUCUGAUCAAGCUCAAGCACAGAAGCAGCAUGCUCAGGCUCUGCAUAGCUCUCUGUGUCCUGGCGACAUGCUGGGCGCAGGACUAUCUGGUGAGCAACAGCACUGUCCAACACGACUGUCUGGUGAGCAACAUCACUGUCAAACAGGACUUUGACAGGAUGAGGUAUCAAGGAACAUGGUAUGCCGUGGCCAAGAAAGACCCUGUUGGUCUUUUCCUUCUUGAUAAUAUUGUCGCCCAUUUCAAAGUGGAGGAGGAUGGAACCAUGACAGCCACCGCCACUGGUAGAGUCAUCAUUCUCAACAACUGGGAGAUGUGCGCCAACAUGUUUGGCACUUUUGAAGAUACCAUUGACCCCGCUAAGUUCAAGAUGAAAUACUGGGGAGCCGCAGCAUAUCUCCAGUCUGGAUAUGAUGACCACUGGAUCAUUGACACUGACUAUGAUAACUACGCCAUCCACUACUCCUGCAGAGAGCUCGAUAUGGAUGGAACCUGCUUGGACGGUUAUUCCUUCAUCUUCUCCCGAUAUCGUGAGGGCCUCAGGCCUGAAGACCAGAGGAUUGUGACUGAGAAGAAACAGGAGAUCUGCUUCCUGGGCAAAUACAGACGUGUUGCACACACUGGUUUCUGUGACACUGCCUAAACCACCGCUUCACAAAGAGCUUCUGAGGAUGUAAUCUGACAUUAUAUAUUUCUAACUGAUAUGUAAAUACAGACAAUAUGCCUAAUACUUUAAAAAGAGAAUGCAUAAUAAUUUUGCACUAAGCAAAGGAAGAUGUUUAAUAAAAAAAUGCAUAAAAAGUGCAUGGUUUAACCUUUUUUUUUUCAAAUAAA